Candidozyma haemuli is the source of this 2076-nucleotide messenger RNA. RefSeq lists its product as uncharacterized. The transcript has a single exon. Bases 1 to 2076 code for a protein of 691 amino acids. NCBI's taxonomy places the organism in Eukaryota, Fungi, Ascomycota, Pichiomycetes, Serinales, Metschnikowiaceae. The record is from RefSeq and is a predicted model, not a curated record.
AUGGACGAACACCGCCUUGAAACCUUCUACGUAUUUGAACACUUCAAAGCAGCCGAGUUUAGUCUCUCGAAAGUGGCCGUCCUGGCCUUCAAGGCCCUUUCCAAGCACCCUCUAACCUAUAAUUCCCACUCCACCAGGGUUUGUCCGUAUGAAGAGUCUGUUUUAGCCAUCACCAAGUUUGAAGUCAAGUUUGAGGACGAUCCAGAGUCACUUGAAGUGCUUUCAGACAAAGUGCUGGUGAAUCUGAUAAACCUGACGGAACUGGUGGACCUGGCAGAACUGGUGGAGCUCGUGGACCACCCAGAGAAGCUUGAAUGUGGGAUAUUUCUUCCUAAACAGUUGACGUGCUACAGUGGAACCACCAAACCGCUGGAUUUGCCUUUGGGCUGUAUUUCUGCUUCUGUGGAUGGCAAACAGUACGAAUUUGAACAUGCCAGCUCCAGUUUGAGUGAAACUUUGUACACUGCCAAAGACAUGGAACGUAAAGGUGAAUGCAGAGGGUUUGGGAAAGAUACCGCUGGAUAUGUCCGGUUGAAAGCAACCUUUGAAGGCCCCAAUUGGAUAAAACACAGCUCUGGCUGCCACAUUGUCUACCCAGGCUUGGAAGUGUCUGAAUGUGUGAGGAUCCAGCUUUUCAGUAAGGUUUUAUCUGACCGUCCGUCGUUGGCCAUAACUUGUGUCAGUACAGAACUCUUGGAGCUAAGCAGUACGCCAGUGCCGCUGUCUGAGGCCAAAAAGACGUUGAAUGUUGUGAAACUUCUGCGCCAGACAUGUUUUGUGGAGUGUGGAAACCUGGCGUACUUUAACGUUCCCGUGAAACUCUUGAAAGGAUGUAUUCCCCAAGUGGGGCCUUCAUUCUACUCUUCGUCUAAAACUCAAACGUAUGCAAUUAAAGUUUCUGUGGAGUUGAAGGAUUUACAUGACGGGCUGGAGCUUUUUUUGGAACGCUUGGUUGACGUGGACGUUGCACAGGCUGACUACCAUGCUCUCAAGCGUCUCUUUGUUGCCAAAAACCCUGCUUCUUAUAUCAAAAAGGUUCCCAGACAGAGAAGAAUGUUUAUGGAGGUUUUUGACCGGUCUCUGUUUGACCUUAAGAUUGGAAGCAUGGCGUUUCAUAUCCUGGAUCGCUGCAAAGGCGUUAUUGAGAUGCAACAGACCAGUUUGGUCCAUGGCAAAGACCAUGUGGUAGCUGUAACUUUCAUAACAUGCAUUAAUGGGAAUAUAGAUGAGGUGUUCCCCAGCAAAGCGUUUUAUGCGCUUCACAAGGAUAAGAUUUACCGAGACUCAAGAUGCUACAUGAAGCAGCAGCAGUUGAAGGUUUCCAAAGAGGGAAUCUCUUAUAAAUGGAUCUCUCCAGUGAUAUCGUACAAUGAAGGCACCAUUUCUGCCGACAUUCCAAGGUCCCUUUGGAGCUUGUUGAGGUGUGAAGAGCCACCGAUUAUAACAAAGGACUUGAUUAAUUACUGGGGGAAUUAUUCUUCAAUGAGAGUAGAAUUUCUAUACUUGAGCCUGCUUAAGCUACCACUGGGGGAAGAAGGGCUACUUGUAACAGAAGAAAUGAGUUUAGAUGAUUUGAUUAAGCUCAGAAUGGUCUGGCCAUACAAAGUCAAAGAAUCCGAAGCAGCUCGUUCAAUAAGCUUCAAAGUUGACUCUGAAGAUCAAACAUGGUACGCUUAUGACUCCUACAGGAACUCCACGAGCAUUUUAAAAGAAUCAGACUGUGGAAACUUUUGGUACAGAGACGUAAUCUUUGAGGAGGAGCUUCCGAAAGUUGUGCUGAACAUGAAAGCAUGUUUCAGUUCAAACUUUGUGGGAAAAUCGUCUUCCUUAGAUUUAAACUUGGAGAGAGAUAAAUAUUCAAGUGAUAUUCUGCUUCAAUUAGUACUUGCUGGAAAAGGAAUCGACCUUACAGGUGAGAAUGUUGUUCCUCCAGAAGAUGCAGAUGUUUCAGAGAAGGAAUGUGAUUAUAGAAAGCUUGUGGGGACUGAAACCAUUAAUGGCUUUCAAGAUGAAGAUUCAGGUGUAAUAAAACAGAAAUUGGACGAGUUUUCAAUUGAGAAGCAUUGCGUUGGUUGA